AUGGCCCAACGCAAUUUUGAAGAGAAUGUGGAAUGUGGUGCAUACUUUGUGAAUCCCAACAUUAGUUCUUCUCCAAGUGUAAACGAUAGGGGUGUUAGAGGACCUAUGGAUCGAUUUUUGGGGACUACAAAAGAUGACGAGCAAGGAACCGUAUCGGAUGAAAAGAUGACACCAGCAAGGGCUAAAGAACACAGGAAUAGAGUUUGCUUGGAUAUCGAGAGAUGCUUCUACGAGAAUGUGAUCUCAUUUAACGUGGCAACAAGUCCUUCUUUUAUAGAUUGUAUAAAAAACGCACACAAAUUAUUCGAGUUACUUGAUGCUGUCAUAGAAGAGAUUGGUGAAGAACUUGUGGUUCAAGUUGUGACUGAUAAUGCUAGUGCCUAUAAAGCUGUUGGUGAACUAUUGAUGGAGAAGAAAAAGGGUUUGUAUUGGACCCCUUGUGCUGCUCAUUUGAUGCUUGAGAAGAUUGGAGAUUUGCUACAAAAUAAAUAUGCUUUGCUAAAAGCAAAAAAAAAAAAGUUUGCUGAGAAAGAUCUUCUUCGACCGGCUAUCACACGAUUCGCGACAUCAUUUUUUAUAUUGGAAAGUCUGCAUGGAUUAAAGCAACCACUACAAAGUAUGUUUGUUUCAAGAGAGUGGUCAAAUUGUGCUUGGGCAAAAAAGGAUGAUGGAAAAGUUGUCAAAAAAAUUGUCAUGGACGAGAAAACCUUUUGGUCUAGUGUGGUUUAUUCCAUUAAAACCUCAAAGCCACUUAUUCAUGUUUUGAGGAUUGUUGAUGGUGAAAAGGAGCCGGCGAUGGCUUAUAUUUACGGUGCAAUGGAUGAAUGUAAAGAGAAAAUAGCAAGUAAUUUUAAUGGGGACGUGUCUCAAUACAAGGAAAUAUGGGAUAUUAUUGAUGAAAAAUGGUAA
This is a messenger RNA of Lactuca sativa (garden lettuce), 909 nucleotides long. RefSeq lists its product as uncharacterized. NCBI's taxonomy places the organism in Eukaryota, Viridiplantae, Streptophyta, Magnoliopsida, Asterales, Asteraceae. The record is from RefSeq and is a predicted model, not a curated record.